AUGGAAGCAAGCUUCGUGUCUUCACGCUUUCUCCGGGAAGUAUCGGAAUUCUCCAAGGCUGCUACGGAACUGGCCAAAUGCGCUUCGAAUGUCUCCCGGACUGCCGCAGAGCUUUCCGAGAUGGCUCCAAAACUGUCGAAAGCCAUCUCUGUACACUAUGAGCCUAUCAUGGAAGAACACAAGACCCUCUGCAGCAUCAGCAAGGAUUUCACCGUAUUAUCCGAGCUCGUGUUGGGGAUCCAAAGGCCCCCUUCAAAGCUGGAACUGGCUCCACAAGCUACACAGGAUUUCCACCUCUUCCCACUUCUGCCUGUUGAGGUGCAAACCAUGAUCUGGGAGGCCGCAGCCUGGCCUCCGCCCUGCGCGUCCUAUUUCGAAACACUGGAAUAUUUGCAUUAUAGCCACAACCUUUUCAAUGGCUAUCAAGGCGAUGAUGGGCUCAGGUCAGCCUGCAAAUUGUCUCACGAGGCAAUAACACGCGUUUAUGAUUAA
Grosmannia clavigera kw1407 is the source of this 492-nucleotide messenger RNA. RefSeq lists its product as uncharacterized. The transcript has a single exon. The record is from RefSeq and is a predicted model, not a curated record. Lineage: Eukaryota; Fungi; Ascomycota; Sordariomycetes; Ophiostomatales; Ophiostomataceae. Bases 1 to 492 code for a protein of 163 amino acids.